Epinephelus lanceolatus (giant grouper) is the source of this 2026-nucleotide messenger RNA. Its product is annotated as phosphatidylinositol transfer protein beta isoform-like. Gene Ontology annotation, molecular function: phosphatidylcholine binding; phosphatidylcholine intramembrane carrier activity; phosphatidylinositol transfer activity. Gene Ontology annotation, cellular component: cytoplasm. Lineage: Eukaryota; Metazoa; Chordata; Actinopteri; Perciformes; Serranidae. The record is from RefSeq and is a predicted model, not a curated record. Gene Ontology annotation, biological process: phospholipid transport.
ACACACACACACACACACACACACACGGCAUCUUCCAGGAAGAAACCCCGGAAUAAAACCCGUCAGUCGGUGAAUGAGCGGCUCCUCUCAGGUCUAAGGAGGAUUUCCAGGAGCUGCUGUUGAGACGGACACACAGUCACCAUGCUGAUUAAAGAGUUCCGAAUUGUCCUGCCCAUUUCAGUGGAGGAGUACCAAGUGGGUCAGCUGUACGCAGUAGCAGAGGCCAGUAAGAAUGAGACGGGUGGAGGAGAAGGUGUGGAGGUGUUGGAAAACAGGCCCUACGAGAAUGAGGAUGGAGAGAAGGGGCAGUACACCCACAAGAUCUACCACCUGAAGAGUAAAGUGCCAGCUAUUAUCCGCAAGCUUGCUCCAAAAGGUUCUCUGGAGGUUCACGAGAAGGCCUGGAACGCAUAUCCUUACUGUAAAACUGUCCUUACAAAUGUGUACAUGAAUGACAACUUUGAGAUUAAGAUUGAGACGUGGCACAAACCUGAUAUGGGGGACCAGAAUAAUGUACACGGACUAGAUGAAGGCACAUGGAAAUCAGUGGAAGUAGUUAACAUUGACAUUGCUGACAGGAGUUCCAUAGAUGCAAAGGACUACAACCCAGAACAAGAUCCAGCCAUCUUUAAGUCAAAGGAGACAGGUCGAGGGCCGUUGGGACCUGGGUGGAAGAAAGAACUCGCCAACAACCCCGACUGUCCUCACAUGUGUGCCUAUAAGCUCGCCUCUGUUAAUUUCAAGUGGAAGAUAAUAGGGAGCACUGUGGAGGGUGUGAUUCAGAAGAUAGAGAAACGCAUCUUCACCCACUUCCACAGACAACUGUUCUGCUGGAUCGACAAAUGGAUCCAUCUGACGAUGGACGACAUACGGCGCAUGGAGGAGGAGACAAAGGCGGAGCUGGAUGAGAUGAGGAAGAACGAUGAAGUCAGGGGCAUGGGAGCUGAAGGCAACUGAUGACACCUGACUGGCUAACCCAAUCACUCCCUGAUGAAGGAGGAUGUGACUUCAGCCAGUGAGCUCAGAGUCUUCUCCUUGGAUGCUGGACCGAGAGCAGCUUGAUAGGCAUAAUCAAGAAUACCACGCUUAGAUACUAAUAAAAUUUGCUCUUAAUAAGAGCUCCUUAUUGUAAAGCAGUUGUGUGUAUUUAUCUACGACAUGUGAAUACAACUACAGUAGCGUUUAGGUUUGUUUUUUUUAAGGGACAAGUUUGCAAGUUGGGGAAUCUGUUCUUGCUUAUGCCUAUUUAGUCCUCUUGAGUUUUACAUUAGGGGAAAGGUUGUGGGUGUUCGCUGAGGAAAUGUUUCUGACUACUGGCGUCCUUUUAAUUGCAGUUAUUUGGGUUGUGUUCGUUAUCUGAUUUUGUAUUUUCUCAGUGGUUUAUUGUUUGUUUUACUCCACUCCUGUCUGUAUCCAUAAAAGCUCCGGUCACUAGGAUCUUACAGACCUUCUGUCUUUAUAAUAAUUUACCAAAAUGAAACAGACUAAACUGGUUUUGAGAAAAUUCUUAAUUUUUCUCGCCCCACAAUCUGUACUUUGGCUCUGUUCUGUCAAACUGUUAAAUUCCUCCACCCUUAAAGUUUCCUUAAUGUGAUUUGAUUCAUCAUAACAUGCUGGCUGGGGCAUUGCAAUAAAAAUACAGCUUAUGAUUUACCUAAAAAACAUAUGAGGUGUUUACUUUGAAAAGACUCCAUGAAAGGCAUGUGGUAUAACUCCAGAGUGGCGGUACUCCUGGUCCGACUGCACCUGCUGUGUGUCAGGUGGUUGGUUUAGCUUCAGACAAAGACGCCAGCUGCUGUUUUGUAAUUAAAGCUUUGGUUUAGGUUUUGCGUGUUGGUGAUGAUGAUGAUGAUGUGUAAGAAGAAGCUGAACUCAAAAUGAUCGACACGAGCAGUUCUGUCUUGAGUUUAGGAGUUAGGUCGACAUCAUUGUGAGUCUUGUCCUGUGUUGAAUGAAUUAACCUGGGUUUUAAUGUUAUGAGUUGUAUGAUUGUGUAGUAUAUUAAAGACAAUGUAUUUGUUCAUGG